Messenger RNA from Dimorphilus gyrociliatus, 832 nucleotides. Lineage: Eukaryota; Metazoa; Annelida; Polychaeta; Dinophilidae. The record is from the annotation of a GenBank genome assembly.
AAUGCUUAGGAAAAUGAAACUUUGUAAAGUUGUCGCGAUAUUAGAAAAUUUUGCUCCACUAAAACUUGCCGGCUCAUGGGACAAUGUCGGACUAUUAGUCGAACCAUCUUCUCACACUGUUAAGAAAAUGCUUUUGACCAAUGAUUUAACCAAAAGAGUCCUAGAAGAGGCUAUAGAAACCAAAUCUGAUAUGAUAUUAAGCUAUCAUCCACCAAUUUUUAGCCCAUUAAAAAGAUUGACCCAAUCAAGUUGGAAAGAAAGAAUCGUCAUAAAAUGUCUAGAAAAUAAAAUAGCUGUUUUUUCACCACAUACUUCCUGGGACGCAAUUGAAGGUGGUGUUAAUGAUUGGCUUAUAAAACCAUUUGAUAAGAUAAUACAGAAUUGUGAAGCUGUUGAAAAAAUUGAUGGAAUUGAUUAUUCAACGACUUCUACUAAAGUUGGCUAUGGCAGACGUGCCAACUUGAAUAAGUCAAUAGCUUUGAAAGAUGCCAUAGAAAUUGUAAAAACUCAUCUAAACAUGCAAAAUGUUAGACUUGCUUUCGACAACAAGAAAACAAUUGAUGAUAUUAAGAUAAAUUCUAUCGGAGUAUGUGCCGGCUCUGGUGCGAGUGUUUUGCGUUAUGCCAAAGCUGAUUUGUUAAUAUCUGGUGAAAUGUCUCAUCAUGAAGUUUUGAACUACGUUGCUGGUGGGUCUUCAGUUAUACUCUGCGAGCAUUCGAACACUGAAAGAGGAUUUCUAAAGCAUAUACAAGCUAAACUUUCGGAACAACUGGAAGACUCUAUAGAAGUGUUGGUAUCGUCCACAGAUGCCGAUCCCUUACAAAUUGUUUGA